UAUUAUAAAAUAUGAACAAACGAUCUUUCCCGACUUCACAACAACGUCUCUAUUACUCGUUUGAUUAUUCGUUUGAGUCAGUAACACAUAAUAAGCGAUUCUCACCAACUUUACACCGAUGUAUUGUGCUUUUAGUGUUCAUUAAAAUAAGGAUGCCAAAAAAAUUGAAAUUAAUAUUUACACCUACAUUCAUUUAAAACCUAAGUUUAAUACCUAUUAAUUUUUGUUUAUCUGGCAGUACUCAUAGAUUAGACAUAUGAUUGUGACUUCUUGAGCUAUCUGUUGUUGGCAGACGAUAUUGUGAGAGUGACAUUGACAGCCAGUGUGAGGCACGCAGCGUUGCUGAGUGGACGCCAUGUCUGCAACGUCAGCGAGCGGCGGCGGCGGCGGCGGCAGCGGGGACGGGGACGCGGCGCCCGUGGUAGUGCGGCUCGCCACGCGCCACGACAUGCCGCGCGUGCUCGACAUGAUACAGGAGCUGGCGGAGUUCGAGGGCAUGCCGCAUGGGCCGCAGCUCUCCGUCGCCGAUCUGAUCGAGGACGGGUUUGAAGCUAAUCCGUCAUGGUUCUUCGGCCUGAUAGCGGAGUGCGGCGGCGAGGUGGUGGGGCACGCCCUGUGCAACCGCGCCUACUCCUCGUGGACGCGGCGCGCGUUCUACGUGGAGGACCUGUACGUGCAACCGAGGGCGCGGCGCCGCGGCGUCGGCAUUUGUCUGCUGCGCGAGCUCUGCCGGAUGGCGGUGCAGGAAGGCGUGCACCGUGUGGACUGGCACGUGCUGGAGGAGAACGCUCAGGCUCUCGCUUUUUACUCGCGGCUAGGAGCGCGUGACCUGCGCGUCACUGAGGGCCGCGCCGCCUUGCGCCUGGACCGUCCUCAGAUCGAGAGUCUGGCGCAACAACAGCGCUGACGCUGAUGAUUUACGGUGUAUAAAAUAAGAUAUUAGCCAUGUAAGUACACAAACAUGUAUCACUGUCAUUAGUGCCUUGUGAAGACAACAGUCAGAUGUUAGUGGUAAAUCUGUACAAAAUGUAUUUCUGUAAAAUAAUAUAAUCUAUUUUUUGACGAUAA
Molecule: messenger RNA, 1068 nt
Organism: Spodoptera litura
Lineage: Eukaryota; Metazoa; Arthropoda; Insecta; Lepidoptera; Noctuidae
Product: thialysine N-epsilon-acetyltransferase
Molecular function (GO): N-acetyltransferase activity
Source: RefSeq, a predicted model, not a curated record